AUGGUCAAACGACAAGCCGAAAAACAGUUAACCGACCGGAAUUGGAACGACCAGGAACCCGAUGAUACUCCAUCUACAGGAGCACUGAAAACUGCAUCCCUUCAAGCUAUCAGUAAGAGGCAGAUACGUAGCUUACCAAAGAAGACUGGUGCAUCAGCAUCCCCAGCUGCUUCGCAAUUUGGGGCCGUCCCCCCAUUCCCUGCCAUCAGUAAACCUGCCUCGACACUAUUUAGCCAGCCAUCUCAAUCGGUUCAACCUACACCUUCUCUCAAUCUAUUUGGCAGUUCGAGUAGCUUUGGAGCUGCCAAACCCACUUCUUUUGGGAGCGCUCCGUUGGCCAUGUCGACCUCGUCUAGCUCGACUGAACCUCCGAACACUGAAGCGUUGUUCGACUACUAUGCAUCUCUACGUGGUCUGAAUCUAUGUGCCACAAAGGCCUUCGACGAACUCAUCACGAAAGACGCGUUUGUGGACCUUAGCAGCGCCUUCGAUCAUGUCAAGCAGAAAUACAACGAACACCGCCGUGAGAUUCAAGCCAAACUUGAACGAGUGCAGCCAUCUACAACCGAUAAAGCUAGCAUAUCUUCAACUGCCGAGGCACCCGCUAAAUCACUUUUUUCCUUCGGCUCAAACGGAGCUCAAAAGGCAUCAAGCAUCGGAAACACGUCUUCUACUGCCGAGGCGCCUGUGAAAUCUCCGUUUUCCUUCGCGUCUAACGGUGCCCCAAAGGCAUCAAGCACCGCAAACACAUCUUCAACUGCUGAGGCAGCUGUGAAAUCUCCUUUUUCGUUUGCGUCAAACGGAGCCCAAAAGGCAUCAGGCACCGAAAGACUUUUUACAUCCCUGCCGUUUUGUCCUCCAGAGCGUCUUUCCGUGUCUGAGUCCGAGCAGCAACUCUCUCCCGAUGAGACCGAGAAGACCAGCUUACCUUCUACCAAUGGUUCAGCAGCACCAGAUGGAAAGGCUGGCUCUAGACCCGGCGCGUUUACAAUGGCUGCACCCAUGCGACCUUCGCCUUUGAGAUACGAAAGUCAGAAUUCCCCAGCAGCCAGCCCGGCCCCGGAAUCUGCAGAAGAAGCCGCGAAAAAUCCUUCCAGUUUAGCUCCGAUCGCUGAGCUCUCCAAACCUGAAUCUUCGCUCUCAUUAAAUGCGGAGACUGGCAACCCGCAACCAAAAUCGAAAGAACCGAAUUCCGAUGGCUCUUCACCCACACCUCUUCUGUUCUCGGACAGUAAAAACAAGGCAUCUUCUCUUUUUGGGGCCGCUGGGGCGUCUGCAGCUGGGAAUUCACUUUUCGGGUCGUCUUCCGCGUCAAAUCCUUUUAACUUUGGUUCCUCGUCGUCACAGAACUCGCCGCCCAAAUCGUCUAGCCUCGGUUUUGGGUUCGGGGUAGGAGCCGCUGGAAGUUCCGGUGUGUUUGGUGGGUUUGGCUCCCCAAAGAACGCUUCUAACCAAGCUACCCCCUCCAAGAAUGCAUUCAACCCCGUCGGCUUCUCGUUUGGCGGCAGUCCACCAACCUCGUCUGCCAUGCCAACCAAGACAUCGGAAGCAGUUCCGUCUCAACCGGGAUCAACGACUAAUAAUUCCAAUAGCAAUCUGAACGAUAAACCCAAUACGAGUUCAGACAACGUACCGGAAAAUGAAACGAAAAGUUCUGAUGAUCUGGUCACUACGACAGAAAUAAAAGCUAUCGAUUCAAAGAAGGGAGAGGAAGAGGAAGAAACCCUCUUUGAAACUACUGGUAGAGUUUAUGCUUUGUUGGACAAAAAACAAGAAGAUGGGAAGAUCCAAAAGAGCUGGGUCGGUUGGGCUAUCUCUACCGUCAAAUUGAACAGGCAUAAAGUGACCCAACGAUGUCGCAUCUUGGCUAGAAGUCAAGUCAACCAAAGCAUCCUGAUUAACUUCUAUGUGAGACCGAAUCUUAAACCCGAGAAUCGAGGCAAUGCGGUGGAAGUCUUAGGCUUUAAUCCCGAAGGUACCCACCUACAGGCUUACAGAAUCCGACCUUCAUCGGUCCAAGUGGUCGAAGAAUUCUUAAAAGCCAUUAAGGGUGUUGUAGAAUCACUAUCCGAAUCUUGA
Molecule: messenger RNA, 2079 nt
Organism: Puccinia triticina
Lineage: Eukaryota; Fungi; Basidiomycota; Pucciniomycetes; Pucciniales; Pucciniaceae
Exons: 8
Coding region: 1-2079 (692 amino acids)
Biological process (GO): intracellular transport
Cellular component (GO): nuclear pore
Source: RefSeq, a predicted model, not a curated record